AUGGUCUCAACUCUAUAUAUCGGCGAAAUCGCACCUCCAGAGAUCCGAGGCACUUUGCUAGUGCUCCAAGAGCUUUGUAUCGUUACCGAUAUCGUGAUUGCCUUCUAUGUCACCUAUGGAACCCGGCACAUCCCUACUAUCCUUAUGCGUGCCGGAGUCUUUUUCAUUCCUUAUUCCCCGCGAUGGCUUUGUCAACAGGGUCGAGAUGAGGAAAGCCUUCGGACACUUGCUAAGAUCCGCCAGCAUCCUACUACCGAUGAACGGGUCGUCGAAGAAUGGCUCGAAAUUAGAGCUGAGUGUGCAUACCGCAACGAAACUUCUGCUAAGAAGCAUCAUACCCUCACAAAGCCGGGGAAAUGGAAUGCUAUUAAACUUCAGAUUGCACUUUACGCCGAUUGUUGGAAAAUGCCAACCUAUAAACGGACUCAAGUUGCUGUGGGCUUGAUGUUCUUCCAGCAAUUUGUCGGAAUCAAUGCCUUGAUCUACUACUCCCCGAGUAUAUUUGAGAGGGCAAUAUGCAUGUUUAUCUCCCAUUUUGUGAUUGCCGUUCUCAUUGGUAAAAACCAGCAUAACUGGCCUGAGCAUACUGCUGCAGGUUGGGCAAGUGUGGCUUUUCUUCUAUUCUUCAUGUUGACAUUUGGAGCAACCUGGGGUCCUAUUCCAUGGGCAAUGCCUGCCGAGAUUUUCCCUUCCUUGCUUCGCGCUAAAGGAUGUACAUUCGGCACUAUGUCUAACUGGAGUAACAAUUUCAUCAUCGGAUUGAUCACACCCCCGAUGAUUCAAAAAAUCACUGGCACUUAUGUUUUCUUUUGUAUCUUUUGCGCUGUUUCAUUUGUCUGGGUGUACUUCCUUGUCCCGGAAACUAAUGGACGUACCCUGGAACAAAUGGACUCUGUGUUUAAAGACAGAAGUACCAACAAGGAAGCUGAAAAACGGGUGGAAAUUAUGGCGGGACUCCGGCGAGAUCCUGCAAGCCAACAGCCCAAGGCAAUGCCCUAG
Molecule: messenger RNA, 999 nt
Organism: Penicillium waksmanii
Lineage: Eukaryota; Fungi; Ascomycota; Eurotiomycetes; Eurotiales; Aspergillaceae
Exons: 5
Coding region: 1-999 (332 amino acids)
Biological process (GO): carbohydrate transport; transmembrane transport
Cellular component (GO): membrane
Molecular function (GO): carbohydrate:proton symporter activity
Source: RefSeq, a predicted model, not a curated record